This is a messenger RNA of Amoebophrya sp. A25, 2817 nucleotides long. The record is from the annotation of a GenBank genome assembly. NCBI's taxonomy places the organism in Eukaryota, Dinophyceae, Syndiniales, Amoebophryaceae.
AAUUAAUAUAUGCUCUUAGAUAAUUUUUCCAGAGAUGAAAGAAUACAACACAUUCACAUAAAAGAAGCUGGCACGAGUUUGGUGUAGUCAGGUUCGUCAGAGGAGAAGGUGUCCCACCCUGCUCUUGUCGAAAAGGAGGGAGGGAGCAACAAAGAAGAGCUUCUUCGACAUGCGAAAACUAAGAGUUCAGUGGUGCUGUCGACGGAGAACAAGCUCUUGUCCACGACAUCAUUCGAAAUGUACUUGUUCCUCCACCUCGACAGUGAAAGUGAUGUCGUCUGUCAUCUCGAUGUUUCACUUCUUCUUGGUUAUACUGUCAUCCACGUGCGGUUGCGGCCCUUUGGUUGCAUUUGGUUGGGUUUUUCGAUUCUAUCCUCCUGACGCGCGUAAAUACCCAGUCGAAUUGCAGGAACUGUACGCAAAACAGCAAUUCGAAGCAUCAAAGCCACUUGGGAAAAGGAAUUUAUGGCCAUUAUUUGUUUGAAGAUCGUGUGUAAGUGUAUGUGUCAUGGGUUUUCAUUUCUUUCAAGAGAUUUCAUUUGCGAGAUGGUUUUCUCUUAAUAUCGAAGGCGUUUUCCCACUAAUUUCGAAGAAAGCCUCAGUACGGUCGUUGACACCACACGAAGACGGCGUCGAGGUGCAAAACUGGUCUAUUAACGCAGAAAAUUUCCAGUUGACGCCAAUUAUCAUCACCAGUUACAAUCUUUUAUGGGAAUUCUGAAAUUGUGCUUUUUUGUGGUCAUAUUCUAUUGCGACAGUUGAUGAAGAGAGAAAUCGAAAGAUGCUGGAAUAAAAUCGUUAUCGUUAUAAAUACAAGGCAUACUCCCCCAUAAUUAAAAGGGGAUACGACUUUUCCUCCCUCAUGCACCGCGGCUAUGCUGAAACUGCUCUUCAGAAAGAAGUUGAGUUUCCCCUUUAAUUUGUGGUUACGUCUCUCCGGUGGAAAGUGGCACAACUGCACAAGAUGGGCUAUUUCAACCUUCACAUCGUUGACAACAACAGUUCCUACGCGCCGCUGAUCGAGUACCUAGGCUUGUCGCGAAGGCGAUCAAGAACAGAUGAGGCUUCGAGCCGCCCUUUCUCCGUGUAUCGCAUGCAACGAAAUUUCGGGCCCUAUGUGCUGUGGCGCGUACCCGCAAUAGCUCAGCGGAUUCCACUAUUACGACUGUCAGUUAUGUACUGAACUAGGUUUCUACUAAAGCAUUUGAGCUGCACAUUGGAGAAUGAUAACGGCUCAUGGAAAGUUUUACUUCUAGUAUCGAUUAAUCCGAAUGAUUUAAUAUCGUCUGACCACUCAGGAAAGCUAUUUUUUACCUUUUCUAAUUCCAGAAGGUUCACGAUUCAUCCUGACGGAAGGGGAUAUAGUCUUCUGUCAUCCGCUUUCGGGACGCGACUUCGCUCUGCGGUACAGUCAGGUGUUGGAUUCGUUCCCCAUUAGCGAAAUCUUCAAGAUCGGACCCUUGAUCAACGUCACCAGGGCUUUGGUUUAUGAAGAUGGCUAUUUUUUUCUGGGAUUUGGAUGAUGAUUGACAAAUUCAUUGAGCUUUUUUACUUGAUGUAGUGUUAACAUGGAUCUUGAUGUAGUUACAUCACGACAAGAGAAUUGUCGAAACCUGUCUAUUUUGAGAUCUAAGCAAAGCAGGACACGCACAUUGUGCGGCACGAGAAAGAUGAUGUGCGCCAUGCGAAGGCGGUGGUGGCAGCACCAACAGUGGAUGUGGGGAUUUCUCUUGAUGAAACUGAAAGCGCGCCUUCUCUUUGGUCUUCUGAAGUGGACACGCACACAGUAAUGUAUCGCGCUGGCUCGCACCUGGUUCCAAUUCACACGGUAGUUCAUUCCGGGUAUUCGAUUCGCAUGGGCCCUCCAUAUCAAGUCUACCACCUGCCUUACCAUUAUUUGAGACAACGCAGACCACGUUUGCCAAAGAGGAUGUGGAUGAAGCAUCAAGGUAGUGCAAGUACUAGUAGAACACAACGGAGCAGUCCUCAGAGGACGAGUGAAGAGCAGAAGUUAUCUUCUUUGACGUCUCUAGACCUUUCCGCGGACGAAGUGGCUGGACGAAACCUCACCGACUAUGCGCGCUUGAUGUUUUGUCGCUCAUCAAAGGCGGGUUCAUCAAAGGGCUCAUCGACACGCUGGCUCAGUCCGGAGGCUGUGAGUGAAGGACUUUUCGACACAAUUGUUGUAUCCAAUGAGAAUAACACUACUAGUACAACAUCCACCUCCUCACAAUCACUCACAAGUGUAUCAAAUGACAAGACAAUAUUCACGUCACAAUCACUCUACGACCUCCUGCAUGGAUGUAGUCGCGAGUUCGAAGCGGAGCUUCGAUUUAGCUGUCGCGAAGCGUUCCGCACACUUAGAACUGGCAUGUAUGGACCCGGAUAUUUCACCAGACGCUUUUGUGGGAGGUGAUGAUGGCGCAAAUCCAAACGACUAAAGCGUUGUACCAGGUUAUUUCACCAGACGCCUUUGUGCGAGAUGAUGAUGGCGCAAAUCCAAACGACUUAAAUCGGCUAACGACUCGUCGACCAUUGGCAUCUGUAGAGCUACUAAUUAGACUAGCACUGAGUUCUAAUGCGUGAGCCUGUUGCUUUGUGGUACCUUCACCUUUCUCACGCUCCAAUACUACUAGAUGAGACAAUGAAUUCCACUUCACGAAUCUUCUCCAACGUCUGGGAUCAACUCCAUGAUACAAUACAUCGCAACAUCACCACGGAUUCUUCUAUGAGUACUAGACUUUUGGGGCUUCGCUCGCGGUUUCUGUUAUCUUUCUAGACGUUAAAAAAGGCCUGAGGUAUAAAAAAUAGAAAAAA